CAGAGUGAUGUAUUCUUUAGCGGAAAUGCCAAGGAAAUGAAAGAAACACGUGACGCCAGGCUACUGAAAUUUGUAAACAAACACAUGGGACAUCUUUAGUACAAGUACUGCAAAUUACAUUUGAUACAUGAGCAACCAUGAAGAGGGUAUUUGUAACUGUAGGAACAACAAGCUUUGAUGACCUAAUCGAACGUGUUACUUCCCCUGAAGCUGUUCAAGAGUUGAAAGCCCGCGGCUAUCAACAUUUGGUCCUGCAGGUUGGACAAGGCUCCAUUCUCCCAGAUUCAGACAGCUGUCACGAGCUCACGUUGGAGGCUUUCCGAUUCAAGGAUUCCAUUGCUGAAAAUAUCAAAUGUGCCGACCUGGUUAUCAGCCAUGCUGGGGCAGGUAGUUGCCUGGAGACCCUUGGUGCAGACAAGCCACUGCUAGUGGUGGUCAAUGACAAACUAAUGGACAAUCACCAGCUAGAGCUGGCCAGACAGCUACACCAAGACUCACACCUACUGUACUGCACCCCCAGCACUCUUACUGAGACCCUGAAGACAAUGGACCUUGCUGUUCUCUCAUCCUUCUUACCUGGACAACCAAAGCAUUUUGCCAAUUUCCUGGACAGGGCCCUUGGUGUUCAAUGAUUCCAACGGAGGGCAGUCUCUGAGGUCAACUCAGUGUUCUGUUAUGGAUUCUGGAGAUGUUUUGCGCUCUUUUUCUUCUUCAUGUGGCUUUCCAGCAGACUAGACGCUGUGUUGCAUACUGUCUUUCACAGGUCAGAGUGGGGAUUGCAAAUUUUGGUCACAAAAACAAAAAAGUUGAAUGAGAUAAUCUUAAAUUGCACCACCAUCUAACCCAGCACCUAUACACUAUCACCGAAAACCAACCACCCCAUCCCACUAAGUUGGCCCUAAACAAUCCUACACCAUGCUGUCGGUCUGGGAGGAUUGAGAACCCCUUCUCUCAACUUCCUGUAGCUCUUCUGCACUCAAAUAUAUCUUCUGUGAUUUCUGCUCCAUCAGCGCAGUACAGUUGAUCGCCAUGGCUAUGAUGUUUGCUCGCUGAAACUCCUCAUCUUUGCGAUGAACUGGCCAGAGGGUAGCCUGGGCCUCGCGUCCCUGGCUCAUAGUUUUUCCUAUCAGUAUGCAGAGCUAAUAACAACUCAGGCAAUUGCCUGGGGCCUUACAUCAUCAUAAUUUUGUUUAAUAAUGCGCUAUUAAACAAUUGUGACCAUCUCUGUUUAUGACAAACACUGUGGAUUCUGUUUUCUUCCUGCAAAUUUGGCUCCAGCUUUUGAGCAGUGGGCUCCCUAGUGGCGCAGCGGUCUUAUACACUGAAUCACAGUGCUAGAGGCAUCCCAAUAGACACUGGUUCAAUCCCGGGCUGUAUCACAACCGGCCGUGAUCAGGAGUCCCAUAGGACGGCGCACAAUUGGCCCAGCAGCGCCCGGGUUUGGGUUUGGCCGGUGUAGGCCGUCAUUGUAAAAAUAAUUUGUUCUUAACUGACUUGCCUAGUUAAAUAAAGGUCAAAUAAAAAUACAAUAAAAAAAACUAUUAUGACCCCAUUCCUGAAGCGAAUAAAUACUUUGUUUCCCUCCACUUACAAGCUCUUCAGGACACACAUUUUUUUUCUACAUACCUGAUGAUUUUCCUUUAUGUUUUCCCAAACUUUCCAAUUUCUGAUACAAUUCUCACUUUUUGAUGCAAAUUAAAAAUUGUUACAUCUUUCCCAUA
Molecule: messenger RNA, 1721 nt
Organism: Oncorhynchus gorbuscha (pink salmon)
Lineage: Eukaryota; Metazoa; Chordata; Actinopteri; Salmoniformes; Salmonidae
Exons: 4
Coding region: 138-632 (164 amino acids)
Biological process (GO): dolichol-linked oligosaccharide biosynthetic process
Molecular function (GO): hexosyltransferase activity
Source: RefSeq, a predicted model, not a curated record